AAUAACCAAACAGAAAGGCUUACUUGAAUGCAUAUGUAUUUGGUCAUUUUUUGAACUAAAACGACGUCGUUCGAGGUUGACGAAGGAAGCGUGAGGUUUUGUAGCAGAACACGAUAACAGAAAACCCCGAAUCGUGAAGAACGAUGGCGAGAACUAGUGUUUUCCGAUUGGGAAGACGGUUACAAUCAAAACUCUUCAAUUCUCUCAAACCAGAAACCAAUAAUAAUAAUAACCUAAUCACUAUUCGUCCACGCUACCUCGCCGCAACGCCGUCGUUUCAACAUCGCAACCGCCACAACAAUGCUUUCUCUUCCUCUUCCUCCACCUCUCCAUUUCCAUCUCCGUUUUCCACCACCGGACAAAAGAGGAGUAUGUUUAUUCAAACGCAGUCCACUCCAAAUCCAGAAUCUCUCAUGUUUCAUCCCGGUAAGCCUGUUAUGGAUAUCGGAAGCGCAGAUUUCCCUAACGCUCGUUCCGCCUUGAAUUCUCCUCUCGCCAAAUCACUCUUCGCUAUUGACGGAAUUACUCGUGUUUUCUUUGGAUCUGAUUUUGUUACCGUUACCAAAUCCGAAGAUGCUUCCUGGGAAUUUCUUAAGCCGGAAAUCUUUGCUUCUAUUAUGGAUUUCUACUCUUCCGGUGAACCUCUCUUUCUAGAUUCUCAAGCUGCUGCAUCCAAAGACACCGCAAUUCACGAUGAUGAUUCUGAAACAGUUGCGAUGAUCAAGGAACUCUUAGAGACUCGUAUUCGACCAGCUGUACAAGAUGAUGGUGGGGACAUUGUAUAUUGUGGUUUUGACCCAGAUACCGGGAUAGUCAAACUUAAAAUGCAAGGAGCGUGUAGUGGCUGCCCAAGUUCUUCGGUGACUCUGAAAUCAGGCAUUGAGAAUAUGCUGAUGCAUUAUGUACCUGAGGUCAAAGGCGUGGAACAAGAAAUGGAUGCCGAGGAUGAGGAAGCAGAAUUAAGUGGACAAGUGGAGUAGUUGAUCUUGUAUUUUUCUGUAGUUGCGGUCUGCAUUUAAUCUUAACAUUUCACACUCAACAGAGAAUUCAAUGUACGACAGAAGUACAUGAUGGAGACACAAAUGAGUGUAUACAAAAAAUAAUAGUAUUUAAUAAGUUGUGAGUUGGAUAAAUUGCAGUCUGGCAUGAUAUUGGUGUUCCCAGCUGGUUAGAUCUCAGUGGCAUAGUACCAAGGUAGUUCUUAACACAAUGUCUAUUGCAGAAUGGUGGCAUGCGCCGUUGUUGGCAUUGCAAUGGUUCUUGGUCUUUCGUUCUGAAUCAAGGUUCCUGGAAAAGUACAAGGCAUUAUUUGCCCAUUGAUUCCGUAACACCCAAUAGGUAUUGUCAUGCAAUAAGGAGUCUGGUGCUAUUUUUUUGCUGAGUUUUGACCAAUGCUAAUAUAAAUACUGCUUGCUUCCAACAUUUAUUAUACCUCUCUCACAUGCUUUAUUUAGGCAGGGAAUAUUAUUUUACUGAAUAAUUUGUGUAUCAAACAAUAGUGCAAAACCAUGUUUUCUCAGUUGCACGACAACAACAAUUAUGCUUAGUAAGUUUGGAAGAGUUAUUUAUGCAUAUCUUAUAUCAUGAUUA
Messenger RNA from Lathyrus oleraceus (garden pea), 1590 nucleotides. Its product is annotated as nifU-like protein 4, mitochondrial. Gene Ontology annotation, molecular function: iron ion binding; iron-sulfur cluster binding. Gene Ontology annotation, cellular component: mitochondrion. The record is from RefSeq and is a predicted model, not a curated record. The coding region runs from base 144 to 980 and encodes 278 amino acids. The transcript has 6 exons. Gene Ontology annotation, biological process: iron-sulfur cluster assembly. Lineage: Eukaryota; Viridiplantae; Streptophyta; Magnoliopsida; Fabales; Fabaceae.